This is a messenger RNA of Rhizophagus irregularis DAOM 181602=DAOM 197198, 1812 nucleotides long. RefSeq lists its product as uncharacterized. Lineage: Eukaryota; Fungi; Glomeromycota; Glomeromycetes; Glomerales; Glomeraceae. Gene Ontology annotation, cellular component: nucleus. Gene Ontology annotation, biological process: mitotic DNA damage checkpoint signaling; protein phosphorylation. Gene Ontology annotation, molecular function: protein serine/threonine kinase activity; ATP binding. The record is from RefSeq and is a predicted model, not a curated record.
AUGUUAUUAUCAUUAAACUGUUUGGAACUAGGACGAACUUCUAAUGAAGUUAUCACUAUGUGUAUUGGCAAAUACUCUGAAAUCAAUGGUGUUCGAGUCAACUCUGAUGUUUUGACCGUUGCAAACUUUAAAAAACUUCUCCUUGAUGAAAAAGAACUUCAAGGGUUGACCAAAAUGGAUAUUUGGAAAGUCGAACUCGACCUUAAGAGCUUUAAAGAUACAAUUUAUUCCGAAGAUGAGAUUAAAAAAAUGGGCACGAUGAUGGAACCUGCGUAUGUACUUAAAGAAUAUUUUAAUGAUGAUAAAAAACCUAAGACAAAUUACAUUCAUAUCUUCAUAGUCCCCACUGAGACAUCUACUGAAGUAAAAGAUAUAUCUGAUGAUAUAGUAAAAGAAUUAGUUAAACCCCCUAGUAAAUUGCCCGAUAAGACUUCUAUUAGGAAUUUCCUUAAUCAAAAACCUGAUGUGAAAAUACCACUUUCUCCUGCUAACUUUUCUCUGAUGCAUACUAAGGGUAAUGGAUGUAUAUCUGAAGAAGAACGAGAUACUUAUUUUGAAAAAAGUACAAAGAAGGAUUGUACCGGGUUAUUUACAAAACUUAUAGGACGUUUAAUUUUUCCUUCUUCAGUUGGAAAGAACGAAGACUCAUUUCAUGGUUUUUGGGACGAUAUUAUUAAAAAUACGAUAUUAACACUUGGAAAAGGUGUUGUUGGUUUGGAAACAAUGGCUUUCGAUCGAAAUACUAACAAAAAAACAUCGACAGGUCGCAAUCGCCCCGACUUGGUUAUACUAGUGAGAAAUAUUUGUCCUUUUCGUGGAGAAGAAAAAGCGGAAAAUUCUACAGCAGAUGUUUCAAAAGAAUUAACUGAUAAAUUCAAAGAAUGGACCUAUGGGGAUGCUCCAUACCUCUUUGCGUAUUAUGCUAUUGGUCAAAUUGUCACUUUUGUUCUUUUGACUGAGUCUGAAUCAAAGAAUAUUUGGUCAAAUAAUAAGAGAACACGUCCGGAAGUUAAAUCUGAAACACUUGGCGAUUUUAAUUUAAGAGAACUUUCGGAAAGGCUUCGCGCCAUGAAUCUCCUUCGGAAUAUUUGUCGUUUAUUGCCUAUUAUAGUAAAUUUAUGCCCCGCAAGAGAUACACCAGAUUUUCUUACAUUGCGUCGAGAAAAUGGAACUAUUGUUGAACUUGGGUAUCAUGUUAAGAAAAUAUUUAAAGAAGAACGAUCGGUUGUCCAUUUAAAAGAAAUUUAUGCAACUUUAUCUCAAAAUAAUGUUAGGUUUACCGAUAAAUUGGAACAUUGCUCUUCGCAUUCUGUUCAUUUGGAACCACGCGGAUUACAACGAAAACCCGAAGAUCUCAAUGAACUAUUGAGAGCAUUAAUUUGUAUUCUAACAUGUCUUAAGGAAAUGCAUAAUAUUAAACCAAAACCAAUAUUGCAUAGAGACGUCCGGUGGCCAAAUAUUGUUCUACAUAAUGAUAAAUUUAUUUUAAUUGAUUUUGAUUACGCAACUUUUGGUUCUGAAAGAAAAGGCGUCGUAAAAAAACCUUUAAAAAACUUUUCUGAAACCGGACAUGCUCCUGAAACACUAACUAGCAGACAUAAUAAGAAAGUUGAUAUAUGGGGGGUUGGUCAUUUAAUUGAUUCAUGUUAUAUCGAAAAUAAGCCUAAACAACUUAAAGAAUUUGCAUCGAAGUGUCAAGACAAAAAACCAAAAAAUAGACCAACUGCUUCGAAUGCACUUAAAGACAUUAUAAAUAUUUUUAUGGAGUAUUUGCCAGAAAGUUCAUGGUUGAAUCAAGUUGGAAUUGCAUAA